This is a messenger RNA of Racocetra persica, 195 nucleotides long. The record is from the annotation of a GenBank genome assembly. Lineage: Eukaryota; Fungi; Glomeromycota; Glomeromycetes; Diversisporales; Gigasporaceae.
UAUGACUUUGAAAAUAAUGGUGCCCCAUCUCGAGAAUCCAUAAAAAUUAUUGUCGGAGAAGAAACAGCAAUCUCUAAUGACAAUGAAUACAAUGAAUACACGGCGGCUGAAAUCACAAAUGAAACCCAAGAGCAAAUAGCAAUACAAAAUACAUUAAAUUUAAGAGAAGUUAAUGAUGAGCUCUUUAGUGUUUAA